Messenger RNA from Babesia bigemina, 561 nucleotides. RefSeq lists its product as hypothetical. The transcript has a single exon. The record is from RefSeq and is a predicted model, not a curated record. NCBI's taxonomy places the organism in Eukaryota, Apicomplexa, Aconoidasida, Piroplasmida, Babesiidae. The coding region runs from base 1 to 561 and encodes 186 amino acids.
AUGCAACUGGAGGUUCACCACCAUCCAUAUGUAAAGGAGCUGUUGACACGAUACAAUGUGGCUAUGGAUAGCAACCUCGGUUUUUUCGACAGGGCAUUUAAGGAUAUUGCCAUAAGUGAUUACGAGAAUGUCUUACAGACUCAGAGUAUUGAACCUGAAACCAUCGCAAAGAACCUUGGUAAAGUUGUUCAUAGUACCGAGAAGUUCUUGGACUACAUUAAAAGGACACGCCGCUAUAAUCGUACCUACAGCUUACAGGCGACGUGGGCUUCCUCGUGCACGCAUGACCCAGAAGUUUGCGCAGUGGUUCUCGUAGGCAUUGCACCUAUGUUGUAUGCAGGCCUGCGUUGUUUGAUUGAUGCGGCUGCAGAUGCAUUUAUGGAAGGACCGGCUUCUAUUCAGGAGCACAGUUUGAUAAGUGUUUUGGAAACUCUGGGUUACGAGGGGCAACCAAAGCGUGGUAAGGUGCGUAGUUCAGAUAUACGCAGUGCGUUGAGCGAUGUGAACAAAGAUGUAUUGAACGUGCUCUACGACCUCGCUGGCUUCUGGGCUUUCUACUGA